Molecule: messenger RNA, 2241 nt
Organism: Physella acuta
Lineage: Eukaryota; Metazoa; Mollusca; Gastropoda; Physidae
Product: zinc finger protein ZFP2-like
Biological process (GO): regulation of transcription by RNA polymerase II
Molecular function (GO): DNA-binding transcription factor activity, RNA polymerase II-specific; histone methyltransferase activity; RNA polymerase II cis-regulatory region sequence-specific DNA binding
Source: RefSeq, a predicted model, not a curated record
CUUAUCCUCAGAUUCUGAUGAUUUUGAUUCUGACAGGACCCCAGCAUUGGAGGCUACACCACGAAGUGGAGAGAGAAAAAAGACUACAAAUGUUGCUCUGUUUCAUCCUGAGAUGAGUAAAGAGAAAACCAAACCCAAGGCAGUACAAGUUAAAAAUAGGCAGCCUUGGUUUCCAUCAAAAACUGCGAUAGAGAAAGAAGCAAGACACACAUACCCUCUAUGUAGGAAAAGAGUGACCAGCUACAUGUCUCUGCACAUUCCUGAAGACGAUGAGUAUCUCUUUUGUGAAGAGUGCAACAUUGAAUACAUAGGGGAUUGUACUGAACAUGGCCCUCUAAAUAUUUUAUCGGAUUCACAGGUUCCCCCAGACUGCAUCAGGGGCAAGGACAAAGAUUAUUGUAAGAAAACUCUGCCCCCCGGUCUAGUCAUUAAAACAUCAAACAUACCUGAUGCUGGACUUGGUGUUUUUGCCUUAACAUCCUUUCCUGCGCAGACAAGGUUUGGGCCAUAUGGUGGGAAGAAAGAGAAAAAUGAGCAUAUGGCACAUGACUCUGGGUAUUGUUGGCAGAUUUUCAAGGAUGGGAGACCAUCCCAUUUUGUUGAUGCCAGUGACAGCUCUGACUCUAACUGGAUGAGAUUUGUAAACUGUGCUCGCUGUGAGGAUGAGCAGUGUGUCACAGCAUACCAGCACAAAGGUGAAAUCUACUACAGAGCUCACAGGGACAUCAGUGCUGGCACAGAAAUACUGGUGUACUAUGGUGACAGUUAUGCCAGAGAUCUGGGCAUUCAGGUACAGAGGGUCAGUGUUGUAAGCAAGAACAGUUUAACAAACAUGGAGAACAAUGACUCUGAUAUAUAUCCAUGUCAGCAUAGCAGAGUGGCCUUUUCAAAACUUUCCUAUUUGAAUACACAUCUGAAAUACCGACAUGGAGGUAAAGGCAUUGUCAAUAGGGGUUUGGAUCAUAUUGAUGACACUACUGUACAUUCUUCUUCCCAGUCAUCAAACUUACAUCAAAACCAGAUAACUCACAUUGGAGAAAAGCCUUACAAGUGUGAUAAAUGUGGUCAAUGUUUUACACAGCUUAGUGAUUUACGGAAACACCAUAGAAUUCAUACAGGAGAAAAGCCUUACAUGUGUGACAAAUGUGGUAAAUGUUUUACACAGCUUAAAGAUUUACGUAAACACCAUAGAAUUCAUACAGGAGAAAAGCCUUACAAGUGUGAUAAAUGUGGUAAAUGUUUUACACAGCUUGGUAAUUUAAAGAGCCACCAUAGAAUUCAUACAGGAGAAAAGCCUUACAAGUGUGACAAUUGUGGUAAAUGUUUUACAGAGUCUGGUAAAUUACAGAAACACCAUAGAAUUCAUACAGGAGAAAAGCCUUAUAAGUGUGACAAAUGUGGUAGAUGUUUUACAUGGCUUGAUUGUUUAAAGAGACACCAAAGAAUUCAUACAGGAGAAAAGCCUUACAAGUGUGACAUAUGUUGUCAAUGUUUUGCAGGGCUUGGUAAUUUGCAGAAACACCGUAGAAUUCAUACAGGAGAAAAGCCUUACAAGUGUGACCAAUGUGGUAAAUGUUUUACACGGCUUGGUAAUUUACAGAGCCACCAUAGAAUUCAUACAGGAGAAAAGCCUUACAAGUGUGACAAAUGUGGUAAAUGUUUUACAGAGCUUGGUAAUUUACAGAGCCACCAUAGAAUUCAUACAGGAGAAAAGCCUUACAAGUGUGAUAAAUGUGGUCGAUGUUUUACACAGCCUAAUAGUUUACAGAUACACGCUAGAAUUCAUACAGGAGAAAAGCCUUACAAGUGUGACAAAUGUGGUAAAUGUUUUACAGGGUCUGGUAGUUUACAGAUACACCAGAGAAUUCAUACAGGAGAAAAGCCUUACAAGUGUGACAAAUGUGGUAAAUGUUUUACAGUGCUUGGACACUUAAAAGGACACCAGAGAAUUCAUACAGGAGAAAAGCCUUACAAGUGUGACAAAUGUAAUAAAUGUUUUACAGAGCUUCAAAACUUAAAAGGACACCAGAGAAUUCAUACAGGAGAAAAGCCUUACAAGUGUGACAAAUGUGGUAAAUGUUUUGCAGAGCUUCAGUCAUUAAAGGUACACAAUAGAUUUCAUACAGGAGAAAAGCCUUACAAGUGUGACAAAUGUGGUAAAUGUUUUACAUGCAGCUCAAAUUUAUCCAGACAUAAAAGAACCCUCACUUGAAAUAUGACUUUACACAUCUCAGUGUCUAA